This is a messenger RNA of Arabidopsis thaliana (thale cress), 3252 nucleotides long. Its product is annotated as elongation factor G, putative (DUF668). The coding region runs from base 984 to 2303 and encodes 439 amino acids. The record is from RefSeq and is marked reviewed. Gene Ontology annotation, cellular component: nucleus. The transcript has 10 exons. Gene Ontology annotation, biological process: positive regulation of growth. NCBI's taxonomy places the organism in Eukaryota, Viridiplantae, Streptophyta, Magnoliopsida, Brassicales, Brassicaceae.
GUUUUUGUUACGCUGAAAAAUUACAUACCCAAUUUAAAUCUCACUUCCAAAAGACAUAAAAGGAUUGUUUUUUACUUUGUGAAAAUUACAUAUUGACAGUCCUAUUUUGAUGGGCCUAAAAAUGGCCCAAUAGUAAUUAGUUUGGGCAGCAGCAUUUCACCUCUGCGACGGUCGGAGCUCAUCUUCAAUCAUAACUUCAUCUUCUUCAAGCAAAUCAACUAAACUCUGAUCAAUCCAGAAGGAGCGAAAGAGAACUAUAGAUCGGAUGACUAAAUUCCCAACAAACCAUAGUUUAUCCAAAAUUUUCCUUGGACUAAACCGGAAUUUCCACCGGUUCAGAAUUAAACCGGUACGGUACACCCAAUUCAGCAACAACAAACAAAAAUAAACCAGAAUCUCCCGAUCACCGCACUGGUUACAUUCCCGGCGCCGGAAACCGCCUCUACUACCGCGUCGCAGCGAGUAAGCAUGUCUUCUGUCUUCUUCCUCUUAUACUUUUCAUUAGCGUUGAAAUUAAGGUUUGAAUAUACUCGAAAUAAGAUUGGAUAAAUCUUCUGCAAUUCGAAGAAAUUCAACGAGAGAGAGAUUGCUGAAAAAAAACUAACCUAAAAAGCACGUCACAAGGCCGGCGAGAUAUCUUCAACAAUGGUCUUCUUCUCUUUCGAUAAACAACAAAUAAAAAAAUUCCAAAAGGAAGUAAGAAUAGUCGUCUCUCUGACUUCUCUUUAAAAUGAUAAGUCAAAGUAAACAAAUUGAUGCCACGGUGCUUCCUCUUUAGCUUGUGAAUGGUGUAUAAUAAAAACUCUUCCUUGCUCUGACUUUGUCUUUCCCAUUUUACCAAGUCUUUCUUUUUGUCCCCACCAUAGUUGCAAUUCUUGAUUUUCUCUCAGGUUUUGAAUCUUUUGGGUCAUUUGGUCUCUCUUCUGCUGUUUUCCUCUGAAGAUUAGAGCUUUACCAGAGAGAUAACUUGUUGGAGAAGACAAAUGGGAGGUGUUUGUUCUUGUGUAUUCAAAGAUGAUGAUAAGAAGAAGAAGUUGAGAUCAAACGAUGAUGAUAAGUCAAGAGGGUUUUCUGGGAAACUUAAGUCUAUGAGAAGAAGUAAAACCUCUGAUUCUUAUUAUUCAGAUAAUUACGGAGGCUCAAGACGGAAAAGUUCUAAGCCUGAUGAGGUUGUUUUCAACUUUUCUGGCGAGCUUGGUCCGAUGCCUCCAUUAAGGAACGAUUCCACCAAGUUUAUGCAGAGGAACUCGUUUAUGGGACGGGCUGGGGUAAUGGGGCUAGAGAAAGCUGUUGAAGUUCUAGACACGCUCGGGAGCAGCAUGACUCGUAUGAAUCCGAGCAACGCGUAUCUCUCUGGUGUUACAUCGUCCCGUGGUGGCAAAGUCACUAUAUUGGCUUUUGAAGUGGCCAAUACUAUUGCCAAAGGUGCUGCUUUGCUGCAAUCUUUGUCUGAAGAGAAUCUCAAGUUCAUGAAGAAAGAUAUGUUGCAUUCCGAGGAAGUCAAGAAGUUGGUUUCUACGGAUACCACAGAGUUGCAAAUUCUUGCUGCUUCUGACAAAAGGGAGGAACUCGAUCUUUUCUCUGGAGAGGUUAUCAGGUUUGGUAAUAUGUGCAAAGAUCUGCAGUGGCACAAUCUCGAUCGAUAUUUUAUGAAGCUUGACACAGAGAACUCACAGCAUAAACUGCUCAAAGAUGAUGCAGAGGCAAGGAUGCAAGAGCUCGUCACUCUUGCCAGAAUCACUUCUGAGUUAUAUCACGAGUUGCAAGCUUUGGAUAGGUUUGAACAAGAUUACAGGAGAAAGCUUGCAGAAGUAGAGUCUUUAAACCUCCCUCGGAGAGGAGAGGGUAUCGUCAUCUUACAAAAUGAACUAAAACAACAGAAGAAACUCGUGAAGAGCUUACAGAAGAAAUCCCUAUGGUCCCAGAAUCUGGCAGAGAUAAUUGAGAAGCUUGUGGAUGUUGUAAGUUAUAUACGGCAGACGAUUGUGGAAGUUUUUGGCAACAAUGGUCUAAGAGACAAUGAAGGGGAGCAGGGAAGAGAACGAUUAGGUGAAGCCGGUCUUUCGUUACACUAUGCUAAUCUAAUACAACAAAUCGAUAAUAUUGCGUCUCGACCAUCGUCACUUCCUUCUAAUGUAAGGGACACGCUGUACAAUGCAUUACCCGCUACUGUCAAGACAGCUCUUCGUCCUCGGCUACAAACUCUUGAUCAGGAGGAAGAGCUUUCAGUACCUGAGAUCAAAGCUGAAAUGGAGAAGUCGCUUCAAUGGCUUGUCCCGUUCGCUGAAAACACCACCAAGUAAGUAUUCCUUCACCAUCAUUUUUGGUUUAAUAUGUUUCUCCUUGUUCAUUUUGGUCACAUUCAAUUUUCACAGAGCACAUCAAGGCUUCGGAUGGGUAGGUGAAUGGGCAAAUUCAAGGUAAGUCUCUAUCAGCUACUGAAGUUUUAAAUUUUGAAUCUUCAAACUGAUCUAGCAAACUACGAAUUGGUAAUUUGGAAUACAGGAUAGAGUUUGGGAAAGGAAAAGGAAAAGGCGAGAACAACGGGAAUCCAACACGACUUCAGACGCUUCAUCAUGCGGAUAAACCAAUAGUUGAUUCAUAUGUACUCGAACUCGUUGUAUGGCUUCAUCGACUAAUGAAGUCAUCAAAGAAACGUGCUCACGGCGUUAAGCUUCAAGAAACCAACCAUGUCUCUCCACCCAACAACAGAACCAUCUCCAACACGCAACUAUCACUCUCCCCUGACUUCACCUACAAAAACCAGCUCUCUCUAGAAGACAGGUUGUUGUUAGACAGAGUCCAAAGUAUAAGAUUUGGUCCAAAUCUAAGUAAGAGUCAAGAGUUAGUCGGCUUGAAGAAGAACAAGAAAGGAUUCAAGAUUUGGGCACUGAGUAGAAGUACAGGAAACUCUCCAAAAGUUGAUCUUUCAGAUAAGAACUCUUCUAGUGAUUUGGAUGUCCUUGAUGGUUUGGAUUUCGCUUUCCAAUAGGCGCAACACGUUCGGUUUGAGAACCGGUUUUUGAUCAAAUUCUUCUGUAUUUAUAGAUAAAUUCUAUCAUUCUUGUAUAUAAACACAGCAUAUAAGCACAAAACAGUGAUGUAAUAGUUGAUACAGAAACAAAGACACUAUAUGGUUGGUUUAGUUGGAUUUUGUGUUUCAGGUCAACUACUUUCUUUUUUCUCUCCAUCAACUCCUCAGACAAUCUUAAAGAAGCUAACAACUCCAGGUUUGUCUGUCUAUAAGUUCUG